Messenger RNA from Acaulospora morrowiae, 182 nucleotides. Lineage: Eukaryota; Fungi; Glomeromycota; Glomeromycetes; Diversisporales; Acaulosporaceae. The record is from the annotation of a GenBank genome assembly.
AUGGUGGAAGAAGCGUUGACAGAAAAAUCCAUGAAACCAACAGAAACACAUGAAAGUGGAACAUCAGCAAAACUAACCAAAGAGGAAAACAGCCAGAGAAAACAAACAGCAACACCAGCGCGUAUAGAUGAUAGCGAUGCGGAAAUGGAAACAUCAGACCACGAAAAUGAUGAAGUAGAAGA